UAUUAUUCCAAUAUGAGUCGACAGGAGUCUUUUGAUCAGAUCGAAGAAGCUGGGAGUGGCCUUAUUCGGAAUAAAUCGUCUGGAUUGCUUCAGAUUUUCUAAAACUCAAAGGAAAUUAGCCAUUUACAGGAGCUCACUAUACAACAUGAGCCUGAAGAAAACCAGUUUCAUAAUAUUCUUUAUGGAUACUCCUUAAUGAUGCUAUCCGUCUUAGGAAUCACAACAAUGCAUGUCUGAGAGAAAAUGGCCUUUUAUUACAAUCCUGAGUUGACGAGUUUAGAUGGAGUGCUAAUUCUAGGGUUGACAAUGCUACCUAUUACUUUCAUGACAAACAAGUCUAAAGGUGUGACUAUCAAUAUUUUUAAGUAUGAAAGAAGGGUCCAAAUUGCAAUGGCUUUUGCCACCUUGUCUUCUUGAAGUGUUAAUUUCUUCACAAUGUGGGGACUAUCAUUAAUCCCUGUGGGUAAGGGAACCCUGAUUUUCAGCUUGCAUCCUCUUUUUUGCAUCUUAAUUGCCUUUAUUUUCUUGAGAGAGCGUGCCGAGGUUGUUUCAAUAAUCUCCUCUCUUUUAGCUUUUAUUGGGAUAUACUUUUUGACGAUCAACCAAACAGACUCUGAUGGAGAAGAGAACCCAAAUGCAUUUCUUGGAAUUAUUCUGGUGUUCAUAGCUGCGUGGAAUGAAUCGUGAAUCAUUAUUGGACAAAGAGCAUUAGCGUUAUACUCAUCUUUUGGACUUACGACACUUAGUACUUUAGUGUUGAUAAUAUCACCUAGCAGUAUGAUCUUUCCAAACUACGGAUUCCUUGACCUGCUCUUCUGUAUGAUGGUAGGAAUUGGAUGAAUAGCAUGCCAAGGGUUCAUUGGAUGGGCUCUAGAAUACCAAGACUCAUCAAGACUGGCUCCAAUGAAUUACUUUGAAAAUGUGUUCACCUUACUAUCAGAUGUAUUCAUAUUUGGCUAUGUGUUUGUGAUGACUGAUUACACUGGGAUUGCAAUCAUCACAGUUUGACUGUGCACUCCUGCUUUCCUUAAGCUAUGUUUCACGAGUAAAUAAUUCAGCACUCCAAAGC
This is a messenger RNA of Moneuplotes crassus, 1069 nucleotides long. The record is from the annotation of a GenBank genome assembly. Lineage: Eukaryota; Ciliophora; Spirotrichea; Euplotida; Euplotidae.